Molecule: messenger RNA, 2517 nt
Organism: Pyricularia oryzae 70-15
Lineage: Eukaryota; Fungi; Ascomycota; Sordariomycetes; Magnaporthales; Pyriculariaceae
Exons: 2
Coding region: 1323-2012 (229 amino acids)
Source: RefSeq, a predicted model, not a curated record
UUUCCGUAGUCCUUGGCGGUGGUAUUGACUAAAUAUGUAUGAGUCACAGAUGUUUCGAGCUAGGAUUGCCCGACCACCCACACACUUUGACACCUCAAGCCUCACAAUGCAACGAUUGGACAAUGAAGUAGAACGAGUUUGCGCCGUUCGAUCGCCAACUCAUUUCGAACCGCGCCUUGCUGAACCAAAAGUCCCGACCCUUGCGUCAAGGCGGCCAUUAAGGCAAACCAGAUGCAGAUGAGCGCAAUGGAAUGCAAAAAUGGCGUCGCGUCAGCGGGUGUUUGUCCAACUGGCGACAAAGAGGCAGCCAAGGCAAGGGGGUUGAGUAUGAGCAAAAGCAAAUACCUGAGAGGGGUAGCUGGGUUUGGCGACAGGGAUCACACAUAAGAAAAAACGCCGGACCAGAAACUUGAUGCAGGCACUUUACGCGAGUUGCCGCGUCGCCACUCUUCCACCCCACCUCGCCCACCAUUAAUGCCUUUUCUCCUACUCAUAGUUACUUUCUAGACCUGCGGCAGUACUAAUUACUGGUACUACUACUGUACAGAGGAGAUGAGUCUAGUCGAGUCUCAUGCGACAUGCAAUGUGGGAUGGGUGUGACGCAGUCUCUUCAGGCACAAGCAUGUACGCCAUCACCCCCCUCCCGCUGCCCAGGCAACGCCCACUCUUUACGUUGCCAGUCGCCAUGUUGCGCUGGUGUGCGCAAGCAAAAGAAUAUCAAUAUCUCACUGUAAGCCAUGCGGCCCAAGUGGACAUCCUGAUUGCUUCAUUUCAGUGUCGUGCAUAGUAGUUUGUUUGCUAGUCUUGCUUCUCGAUAGCAACUGGCUGUUGAGUACAUACACAUAUCCAGACAAGUCUGUCUGCCUUGGUUCUCGGCGAUCCUCGAUCCCCUUUUUGUUCGUUCAUCCCGAUGCCUAUCUACGUAACCUGCCUGCCCUUGCCUUAACCAACCCCGGAAUAUAUUUGCUACCAGCACAGUGUGACCAAUCCACAUAGCUCAAGGAGGUACCUACCUAGGUACCUGAGCAAGGCGCCGGAACAGAUUUGGCAUAUAUUGCCUCGAUCCCACCUCGACACUGCCCAACCGCCUUCCAGGCCCUCUCGCUUUGGAACUUUUGCUUGCUUACCUAGCCUUGCUACCCUGCUUAGCCCUGGUUUCCUAAUUCCCCUGACCAGUCGCUACUUGCAGAUCUCGUUGUAAUCGAAAGCGACAAGUUCAUUGUUUGCUUCAUCCCAUUCUUCAUUAUUACCUUUUGUCCAUUACUAUUUUUUUUUCUUCAGGUGGUAUUUUCAUUUGCUGGUAGAAAACGGCUUUGUCUACCAUGGCUACCACAAACGACAAGGCAAUGUGCCGGCUUCUUUUUGCAAUGUUAAAACAGAAAAAUCUCAAGGAUAUUGAUUGGAACAAGGUCGCCGAAGACCCCGUGCUGCUUCAGCCCAUCACCAACGGCCACGCCGCAAGAAUGCGAUACAGCCGUUUCAAAGCAUCGAUGGAUCCGGAGGCCAAGCUACACAAAUCAGCUGAUAACACUGCCCGAGUGACCAAAUCCAAGAAGGAUAAAAGCGCAACCGUAAAGGGAAGGCAGCCGACCAGCCAAGAUCAUACACUAGACGAGGCUCCUAAAGGCAGCACAAAAUACACAGCGUCGCCCUUCGCCAAUGUCAAACUCGAAUCUCCUUCAUUUGCCCCAUUACCUACACCUACGACAUGCGUCGUAUAUCCCGACAGCCAAGUUAGAUUUCACAACAGGCUCAUGACACCCAGCAGCGACUUGAUGGGCAGCCCUGUGAGCGAAUUCCUCACUGCUGAGGCUUUCGACUUUUCUCCUGCCCCAGACGCUCGAUGCAGCCCUGAGCGCGAACAGCAGUCCUGGCAUAACAGCCCUACCUACCUCAACUUUGGGUUGCCUCCCAGCUUUGGCGAGCAAGCUUCUACCAUGAUCGACUCUCACAUAGUACAUAAUCCUUCGGCUGGAGAAGGAUGGGAUGACUCCCAAUACCAUACAAUCUGACGGUCAGCAGUCAAAGUCAGAUUGAGCUGGCUUCUUUUCCAGCUCUCGUCUAGAUACCUUGUGCUCCACAUUCAUAUGUUUCUCUAUCAAAAUUAGGAUGCCUCUGGCUUAGAACGAUCAUCUUUUCGUUUGGGCUUCUCUUCUCUGAUUUUUCUUCUCUGGCUUUUUUUUUGGUGGCAUGUGUAUUACCCACGUUCAUGCCCCUCUCUUUUCUUGGUUAUGUUUGUGAUGUUCAUCUUAGGUUUAUCUAGAUUCAGGUGUUCCUGGCGUUUGGGGGGGUAUUGACGAGAACUGCGCUUACUGCAUAAAAAAGACAUGUAUCAAUAUAUUCAGAUUGCUACCAUGCACUAACUGUGCGAUGAAUGAUGGAUAAGAAGUCUUCUCUAGUUUUGAAGGCUUUUUUUGGGUUAGAUCACCCUUUUGUCGUCUACCUAUGAUGAAGCUUGCGGAAAAAACAAAGUAGGGAAUUAAGAAUGCAUAAAACCAAAUUGAAGAUUAUAUCCAC